GUGAAGAUGCAGGCAGGAUCGGAAUCGCGAAUGAGCAUCCCUUAAUCGCGAGCGCGGCAGCGUCGGCGGCGAGACGAGUCGGCGCGCGGGAAUAAUGGCGUCAGGUGGCGGCGGGCGCAGGGACAAGCAGUUAGGGUGGCCGUGCAGCCGCAGACAAGGCAGAGCGCGAGCACCGCGCGGCUCGGGUUACGCCGCGACACCAGGCAUGGCCGUAAUUAAGGUCGGGCCUGGCGCAGCGCCCGCCUCCGUUCCGCCUUUCCGCGUGCGGAGAACGGCGCCGAUUGGCGGGCGCGCCGGCCUGGCGGGCACUCAGUGGCUGCUCAGCGGGAACCAAUGCCUCGGCGGCGGUAACGGCCCUUGGUACCCAGUGGGCAGUGAGUGAGCAUUCACCGCGAUCAGAGCAUGCCUGGCCGCUGUGAGCAUCGCUGCUGCUCGGUGAGUGCUAUGUCCAUGGAAUGAUGCUCGUGUCCGCCGAAUCGACCAACAGCUGCUGCACCGCUCCGGCAGCCGCAGUCGUCGCCACUUCCGCCUCCACCAGCCCCACGUCGGCCGCCAACAUUGUCUGGAAGAUGGACCCGCCACCCCUGGCAUCCCUGUCCUGCACCUCCUCGGCCGUAAGUCCAACAAACGCAGCAGCAGCUGCCGCUGCGGCAGCCGCGGCCGCCGCCUCCAGUCUACCCCCGCAACUCAGGGACCUAUAUGGGGCGGUCACCCCCGGCAGCCACCAUCCCCUCGCCAAUCUGGUGUCUCAACAACGCUUCCUGGAGCUGUCCAGGUUCGGCAUCAGACAGUACGACCUCGCCCAACACAUGUUGACGCAGCAAGGGGCAGUUAGCAAACUUCUUGGUGAGUUUCGAAAAGCUUCACCUUUUGAAAAUGGUGUCUCUGGCUCGCUCAGGCCUCCAGGUCUCAUCGGGGGCAGCAAACCCAAAGUCGCCACCCCGGCGGUCGUUUCCAAAAUCGAACAGUACAAAAGGGAGAACCCCACCAUCUUCGCAUGGGAAAUCCGGGAAAGACUCAUCUCUGAAGGCGUGUGCACCAACUCGACAGCGCCGAGCGUGAGCAGCAUCAACCGCAUCCUGCGAAACCGAGCGGCCGAGAGAGCUGCUGCCGAAUUCGCCCGGGCCGCUGGCUACGGCCUCUACCACCCCUACAGCAGUUUCCCCUGGCACCCGGCGGCCGCCGCUGCUGCUGCGGCCGCGGCUGCAGCGGCCACAGGCAGUCCCGGCUCCAACAUUUGGAACCCCGCGUCGAUAGGCAACCCGGCGAGCAGCGGUAGCAGCUCGGGCACCGGCGAGGGCGGUCUUGGCAGCGGCGCCGUCAGCUCUACCGACCUCCUGGGCCAAAGGCUCUGUGUGACGACAUUUUUCAAUUUUGCAGACGACAAGGAUGAAACGGGUUCCGUAGACUCGACAGAGGCACCCAAGUUCCGACGCAAUCGCACUACCUUUUCACCAGAGCAGCUAGAAGAGCUGGAGCGCGAGUUCGACCGUAGCCAUUACCCGUGCGUUAGCACGAGAGAACGUCUGGCGGCCAAGACGUGCCUCUCGGAGGCCCGAGUGCAGGUUUGGUUUUCCAACAGACGAGCCAAAUGGAGGCGACACCAACGCAUGAACCUCUUAAAACCCUUCAGCAUGCACCACGCCUCGUCGCCCCCGGUCUCUCCCUCCUCCCGCCCCCAAGGCCCUUCGUGCGGUUCCACCCCUGGCUCUCUUACCCCGCCGCCGUUGCGCCGCACGCUGCAGAUGGGCGGCGAAAAUAGCGCCUUCACCCCAACGCGCGGCAAGCUCGGUGGCGGCGGCGGCGGCGGAGGUGGUGGCUCUGAUGCCGCCUCCGACGACGAGAUGAUCAACGUGCACGACGACGAUGACGUCGGCUCAGACGACGAGAGACUGGACGUCGUCGGCGACGCCGACGACGACCGCUCGCACGCGGCCGCCCCCGCGGAGGCGGCGGCCACCCCCACCUCCGGGCCGCCCCAGCUGACGAUGAGCGCGGCCGAGCGGAUUGCCGCUUGGAGGCAGGCAGAGCUCGCCUCCAGACUCUUCCUCCAACAGCAGCAGCAGCAGCAGCACCAACGAAACUGAACAACAAAAGCACAUCUCGCUCUUUUAUCCUUUCUUAAUUACCGCCCGAUUGAUUAAUGUACUCCUGAUUGAUUGAUUGGUUGAUUUUAUCGUCUCUCAGUAUACAUAAUACCAAAUGAUGUCCGCGCAGAGUGUGAAUAAAUGUGUUA
Cloeon dipterum is the source of this 2236-nucleotide messenger RNA. Its product is annotated as paired box protein Pax-6-like. Gene Ontology annotation, molecular function: RNA polymerase II cis-regulatory region sequence-specific DNA binding; DNA-binding transcription factor activity, RNA polymerase II-specific. Bases 456 to 2087 code for a protein of 543 amino acids. The record is from RefSeq and is a predicted model, not a curated record. The transcript has 6 exons. Gene Ontology annotation, biological process: regulation of transcription by RNA polymerase II; anatomical structure development. Lineage: Eukaryota; Metazoa; Arthropoda; Insecta; Ephemeroptera; Baetidae.